AGGAAGUCUUCACGUACAUGGUAUUGGGAAAGUUUUGGAGCUCCGACCUUCGAUUGGAAGUUUACAUAUCAAGAUGAACAGUUAAUGAAAGAAAUGAUUACAUAUAUUGAUUCAAUCAUUACAGCUAUGAAUCCAGAUAAUUCUACCCAUAUAUCUCAACAAUAUCCAUGUCAAAAACGGCAAACGGAACUAACAGAUAAUUUUGAAGAUUAUUGUCAAUUAGUAAAUAGGCUUCAAAAACAUACAAAAUGCUCACCGCCAUAUUGUUUUGUA
Messenger RNA from Racocetra persica, 273 nucleotides. NCBI's taxonomy places the organism in Eukaryota, Fungi, Glomeromycota, Glomeromycetes, Diversisporales, Gigasporaceae. The record is from the annotation of a GenBank genome assembly.